This is a messenger RNA of Nicotiana tabacum (common tobacco), 1682 nucleotides long. RefSeq names its product UBP1-associated protein 2C-like. Gene Ontology annotation, cellular component: nucleus. Gene Ontology annotation, molecular function: RNA binding. The record is from RefSeq and is a predicted model, not a curated record. NCBI's taxonomy places the organism in Eukaryota, Viridiplantae, Streptophyta, Magnoliopsida, Solanales, Solanaceae.
UUAUUCCAAAGCGGCAGCUCGCUACAUUCUAUACAGUUCCCAAAUCACAUUCUCUCUCUAGGGUUUACUUUCUCUCUCUCUCUUUCUCCUAGGGUUUCUGCGAUGGAUCUAACGAAGAAACGCAAGGCUGAUGAGAACGGCGGUGCUUAUCCUGUAUCUAACGAACUCGUUACCGCCGCCGCUCCUCCGGCACUCGGCGUUCUCUCCCCUGAAGACAUCGACAGAAUUCUUGAACCGUUCACGAAAGACCAGUGUAUCUCAAUCCUCCGCAACGCCUCCCUUCGUUACCCCGAUAUCCUCGAAGCUGUUCGUUCCAUCGCCGAUGCCGAUGUCUCUCAGCGCAAGCUUUUCGUCCGUGGUCUUGGUUGGGAGACCACCACCGACAAGCUCAAACAGGUUUUUUCUGCAUACGGAGAACUCGACGAGGCCAUAGUUAUAACCGACAAGGCCUCGCAGAAAUCAAAAGGCUAUGGUUUUGUAACUUUCAAGCAUGUGGAUGCGUCGAUUCUUGCUUUAAAGGAGCCCAACAAGAAAAUUGAUGGCCGUAUUACGGUGACACAGCUGGCAGCUGCAGGUAAUUCGGGGAAUUCACAGUCGGCUGAUGUGGCGCUUAGGAAGAUCUAUGUUGGUAAUGUUCCAUUUGAGAUUACGUCUGAAAAGCUUUUGAAUCACUUUUCCAUGUACGGAGAGAUUGAAGAGGGGCCUUUGGGAUUUGAUAAACAGACUGGAAAGGCAAAAGGCUUUGCGUUUUUUGUGUACAAGACUGAGGAAGGAGCAAGGGCGUCUUUAGUUGAUCCUGUGAAGACGAUUGAUGGACAUCAGGUGUUGUGCAAAUUGGCGACGGAUAAUAAGAAGGGGAAGCCCCAGCAUAAUAUGGGGCCUGGUGGAAUGCCCAAUACUGGACAUCCUACAGGAAUGCCUGGUGAUGAUAGGGUUGGAUCGAUUCCUGGUUCUAAUUAUGGUGUUCCUGUAAGCGGGUUGGGUCCGUAUCCUGGGUAUUCAGGUGGGCCUGGUCCAGGAAUGCAGCAGCCACCGCCUCAGCCUGGAAUGGUGGCACAUCAGAAUCCACAUCCUGUUGGACCUGGAUAUGGAAACCAGGGACCGGGUUCUUUUACUGGCAGUGCUGGUGGAUAUGCUGGCGCUGGUGGCUAUGGUGGUGGUGCAGGGGAUUACAGUGGUGGACUUGGAAAUGCUGGUUACAGGAUUCCACAAAGCUCUGCUGGAAUGCCUAGUUCAGGAGGUUAUCCAGAUGGUGGUAGUUAUGGAUUACAGUCGGGUUAUCCCUCACAGGUACCACAACCAGGUGGAGCAGUGGCCAGGGUUCCACCAGGUGGGAUGUACCAGGGCAUGCCCCCAUACUACUGAGGUGUAUUGAGAGCUUCUUGGACGCAACAUGCUUUAAAUGGUUGUGCUGAUUUCCUGAUUGCAGACUCUGAAAUCUUUGUUGCCAUGGACUGCUGUACAUCUGUUGCUGCUUCACCUAUCUGCUCCUAUGUGUGGCUGUUAGUUACUAUUUGCUAGAUUCAAGCUAGGACUAGGUUACUUUAAAAAUUGCUGUAUCUUUUGAUUAGUGUAUUGUGGAUUGAUGUCAGUUUUGCUAUCUAAUAUUACCCGUACUUCCUGUUUCUUGUAUGUUUCCUAUCUGGCAAUCUUUUUAAGGAGAAUAUGGAGUUCUUCUAGGU